AUAUUACUUGGGAAACCAGGGUAACACUGCAGACCGAUUUUUGGAAUGGUGUUUCUAUAGAUAGCCUAUAUACAGCCUACUUUUUAUGUUAUAAAAAUCUAUUAUACAGGGAAUACGUCGCUUUUUCAGAUACGCAGGCGCAAGAGAGAGUGCUUCGUGGGGUGUAUGUCCCUCCUGUUACACGACCUUUUCCGAUAAGUAAAAGGGAGCACACUGCAACGUUAAGCACCGUCGCUAAAUCUAAACUAUUUGUAAAAAUUGCGAAAAGACAAAUUAUGAGAAAACAAGUGACAUUCGUGGAACAAAACAGUAACGGAGAACAUCUAAUCCAGCACGAAAGCAGUCGCUACUUAGCAACGAGGUCUGCAGGAUCUUGUCCACAAAGGGGCAAAUAUAUAGGUUCUGACAGUCAGUUCAGUGGUCAUGAUACCAGUGCGAGAGGCCAGAGAAGAUCCCAUUUCAAGGCCCCUCCACAGCAGACGUCUGAAGCCCAUCAGAUUAAAACUAUACACAUUCCAAAGUCUUUAAUGGCUGCUCCAUUUUUACAGCAUCCAAGCCUGACACAUGGGCAAAAACGUUACCUGUACAGCAUUGCCAACGUGUACAGCACAGAACAUAUGCAGAGACUGAUGAAAAGACACUACCUCGAUGUGUUACACCACUGCAUCAGAGCAGGUGCACGUGGAUUGGGAGAAAACAGAACUCCACAGUUCAAAAAGAAGCACACAUCAGAAUUGGCCAGUAAGGCUGAUUCCCGAUCUCUUGACAGUAGUAAGCCAAACCGAACCAGACAAGCAGCUGGAGUUCAUUCUGGGAAGGUCAUCCUACCAAGCAUUGGCUACAGUCAGAAGAGGACAGCAUCCAAUACUUCAAAUGAAACAGGACUGAGAAUGCUUAAAACAAAUGAACAUGCAGCACGAAACGCAUCUCUGAAAGCAGCAAAACGAUGGGAGGGCCCCCCAGAGAAGCAAGAAAAGACUGAAGAAGAGUGUCUGAGUGAAAACAUGAGCUCUCUCUCAAUAGAGCCGGAAGAAACCCUCUCAGAGGCCUAAUCAGAUGCAUUAUGAAACAAAGACUCCACAUUUCAACACUGAGAUACAAAAUAGUAAAACGGACCAGUAAGAAUAUAUGUUAGUGUACUAUAUACACUACUGUGAAAUAAACAAUUUCAAAGCUG
Messenger RNA from Anguilla anguilla (European eel), 1177 nucleotides. RefSeq names its product protein FAM216A-like. Bases 276 to 1052 code for a protein of 258 amino acids. The record is from RefSeq and is a predicted model, not a curated record. The transcript is spliced from 7 exons. Lineage: Eukaryota; Metazoa; Chordata; Actinopteri; Anguilliformes; Anguillidae.